Messenger RNA from Castor canadensis (American beaver), 9749 nucleotides. The record is from RefSeq and is a predicted model, not a curated record. Lineage: Eukaryota; Metazoa; Chordata; Mammalia; Rodentia; Castoridae.
UCUUGAGUGUCCCAGGCUGGCCUCUUAACUCUUUAUGUAGCCCAGACUAACCUUGCCUGGAGAUCCUCCUGCCUCAGCCCCCUGAAUGCUAGGCUUAUGGUGUGCACCAUUACACCGUCUACUUACUUACUUACUUACUUACUUACUUACUUAUUCAAAAAUGGUUUGGGUAUGAGUCAUUGGACCUGAGUUUUAAUUAAAAUAGCCACAGUGAAUAACCACUUUUUAGGCUAAUAAGUAUAAAUUAACUCAGAUUUUGGUUCUCUUGUUUAGUAUUUCUUUUGGAUUCUUAGUAUGUAUUAACAUAGGUUACUUACUUAAAGGUAGCAGAUUGAAAAGUUUUAGGAUGAAAUAUGGAAUCAGGGACUUGAGUCUACUUAAGUAUUUGUAACUUGUGAUCAAUCCAAUAUUCUAUUUCUUUUAGAAUUUUGAGCCCUAAAAAAUGACUCUUAAUAAUUACCAAGUUUAUAGGAAAGAUGCUAACAAAUUUUAAAUAUUAACUCUUAUGCAUCCUUUGGUUAUUUUUUUUCCCACUUAAGCUUUGUUUCUUGUUGACUUACACAUUUCUUUUAAAUCUUACUGAAUGAUCAGUAGUCUGAAUUAUGUAUAUUGUAAUUUUAAAGUCCUACAGUUUUUCCCUGAAACUUUUGAGUCUUGGGAUUGAACUUCUAAUUGUUUCCAGAAAUAAUGCCUUUGAAAGUUGAAAUUGUCCAGGUUUACAUUGUAAAUGGCACUCAACACUCAGCUUUUAGAUUAUCUAAAUUAAAGAAAGACAUUGCCUGCAGUAGUUUGAGAGCUUAAUAUAGUAGCUGGGCAUUCAUUCUUGCAGCUAAAAACUUGGUGUGAUAAACAGGAGUCUGACCUGGCCGUUGCCUUUUCUCAUCUGCAGGUGUGUGUGGUUUCAGCGCAGCAUGGCUGUGGUCAUCCGUUUGCAAGGUCUCCCAAUUGUGGCAGGGACCAUGGACAUUCGCCACUUCUUCUCUGGAUUGACCAUCCCUGAUGGGGGCGUGCAUAUUGUAGGGGGUGAACUGGGUGAGGCUUUCAUCGUUUUUGCCACUGAUGAAGAUGCAAGGCUUGGUAUGAUGCGCACAGGUGGUACAAUUAAAGGGUCAAAAGUAACACUGUUGUUGAGUAGUAAAACAGAAAUGCAGAAUAUGAUUGAACUGAGUCGUAGGCGUUUUGAAACUGCCAACUUAGAUAUACCACCAGCAAAUGCUAGUAGAUCAGGACCACCACCUAGCUCAGGAAUGAGCGGCAGGGUAAACUUGCCUACAACUGUACCCAACUUUAAUAAUCCUUCACCAAGUGUAGUUACUGCUACAACUUCUGCUCAUGAAAGCAACAAAAACAUACAGACAUUUUCCACAGCCAGCGUAGGAACUGCUCCUCCAAGUCUGGGGGCUUCUUUUGGAAGCCCAACGUUCAGCUCGACCAUUCCAAGUACAGCCUCUCCAAUGAAUACAGUCCCACCACCGCCAAUUCCUCCAAUCCCUGCAAUGCCUUCUUUGCCACCGAUGCCAUCCAUUCCCCCAAUACCAGUUCCUCCUCCAGUACCUACAUUGCCUCCUGUGCCUCCUGUUCCUCCUAUUCCCCCAGUCCCUUCAGUGCCACCCAUGACCCCACUGCCACCCAUGUCAGGUAUGCCACCCUUGAAUCCACCACCUGUGGCACCUCUACCUGCUGGAAUGAAUGGCUCUGGAGCACCUGUGAAUCUGAACAAUAAUCUGAACCCUAUAUUUUUGGGUCCAUUAAAUCCUGUUAACCCUAUCCAGAUGAACUCUCAAAGCAGCGUGAAGCCACUUCCCAUCAACCCUGAUGAUCUGUAUGUCAGUGUACAUGGAAUGCCCUUUUCUGCAAUGGAAAAUGAUGUCAGAGAUUUUUUCCAUGGGCUCCGUGUUGAUGCAGUGCAUUUGUUAAAAGAUCAUGUAGGUCGAAAUAAUGGGAAUGGAUUGGUUAAGUUUCUCUCCCCUCAAGAUACAUUUGAAGCUUUGAAACGAAACAGAAUGCUGAUGAUUCAACGCUAUGUGGAAGUUAGCCCUGCCACAGAGAGACAGUGGGUGGCUGCUGGAGGCCAUAUCACUUUUAAGCAAAGUAUGGGACCUUCUGGACAAGCUCAUCCCCCUCCUCAAACACUUCCCAGGUCAAAAUCGCCCAGUGGGCAGAAAAGGUCAAGGUCAAGAUCACCACAUGAGGCUGGUUUUUGUGUUUACUUGAAAGGGCUACCAUUUGAAGCAGAAAACAAGCAUGUCAUUGAUUUUUUUAAGAAGUUGGAUAUUGUAGAAGAUAGUAUUUACAUAGCUUAUGGACCCAAUGGGAAAGCAACUGGUGAAGGCUUUGUAGAGUUCAGGAAUGAGACUGACUAUAAAGCUGCUCUGUGUCGUCAUAAACAAUACAUGGGCAAUCGCUUUAUUCAAGUUCAUCCAAUUACUAAGAAAGGUAUGCUAGAAAAGAUAGAUACAAUUCGAAAAAGACUCCAGAACUUCAGCUAUGACCAGAGGGAAAUAAUGUUAAAUCCAGAGGGGGAUGUCAAUUCUGCCAAAGUCUGUGCCCACAUAACAAAUAUUCCAUUCAGCAUUACCAAGAUGGAUGUUCUUCAGUUCCUUGAAGGAAUCCCAGUGGAUGAAAAUGCUGUACAUGUUCUUGUUGAUAACAAUGGGCAAGGUCUAGGACAGGCAUUGGUUCAGUUUAAAAAUGAAGAUGAUGCACGUAAGUCUGAACACUUACACCGUAAAAAACUGAAUGGGAGAGAAGCUUUUGUUCAUGUAGUUACACUAGAAGAUAUGAGAGAGAUUGAAAAAAAUCCCCCUGCCCAAGGAAAAAAGGGUUUAAAGAUGCCUGUGCCAGGUAAUCCUGUAGUACCGGGAAUGCCCGCUCCUGGGAUGCCUGCUCCUGGGAUGCCUGCUCCUGGGAUGCCCACUUCGGGAAUGCCUGCUGCAGGAAUACCCGCUGCAGGAUUGCCCGCUGCGGGAUUGCCAGGUGCUGGAAUGCCUGCUGCAGGAAUGCCAGGUGCGGGGAUGCCUGGUGCGGGAAUGCCUGCUGCAGGAAUGCCCGGUGCAGGAAUGCCUGGUCCUAGUGCAGGAGGCGAAGAACAUGCCUUCCUGACUGUAGGAUCAAAGGAGGCCAAUAAUGGGCCUCCGUUUAACUUCCCUGGUAAUUUUGGUGGGUCAAAUGCUUUUGGGCCACCACUCCCUCCUCCAGGAUUAGGAGGGGCUUUUGGUGAUGCUAGGCCUGGUAUGCCUUCAGUUGGAAACAGUGGUUUGCCUGGUCUAGGAUUGGAGGUUCCAGGUUUUGGAGGUGGACCAAAUAAUUUAAGUGGGCCAUCAGGAUUUGGGGGGGGCCCUCAGAAUUUUGGAAAUGGCCCUGGUAGCUUAGGUGGCCCCCCUGGCUUUGGAAGUGGCCCUCCUGGUCUUGGAAGUGCCCCUGGGCAUUUGGGUGGGCCUCCAGCCUUUGGCCCUGGCCCUGGCCCUGGCCCUGGCCCAAUCCAUAUUGGUGGUCCCCCUGGAUUUGGAUCUAGUUCUGGAAAACCAGGACCUACAGUUAUUAAAGUACAGAACAUGCCCUUCACUGUGUCUAUUGAUGAGAUAUUAGAUUUCUUUUAUGGUUAUCAAGUAAUCCCAGGCUCAGUGUGCUUAAAAUACAAUGAAAAAGGUAUGCCUACAGGCGAAGCCAUGGUGGCGUUCGAAUCUCGGGAUGAAGCCACAGCUGCUGUCAUUGACUUAAAUGAUAGGCCUAUAGGCUCAAGAAAAGUAAAACUUGUAUUAGGGUAGCCAUUCACAUCAAUUCUUUAUAGGAUAGAUCUUCAUAUUGCUGUGAUUAAUGCAUCUGGAUUGUUUUCCUAGUAUUUCCAGGUUAGAACCUGUGGAUUGUUUCAAUUGCAUAUAGAUUGGUUUCUAUAACAUAGAGCAUUGGUUGUUUACAAUUCAUUACCAGGAUUAACAUUGCUGUAUGUUACAGUAAAGCUAUCUGGAGAGAACACAAAAAUAAUUUUGGCAUACCAUUAAGAGAAACCAUUUGUAAAAUUCAAUGACCAUAUAAAGUUUAUCAAGGAGUCUAGAUUGGUUUUGUUUUAUAUCGUAUGGGAUGAAGAAAGUAGAAAUGUCAGUAGAGCUCAUUGAGGGUGCUCUUGCCAGCUGCUAAAAAAUAGAAAUUGGCUGCUCUUGGAAUUUGAUUUAAAGCUGGACAGACUUAUUUUGUUAUAGGGUCAAAGCUUUGUCUAAAAUCUUCAUUUUCUUUUAAAAUUGAAUAAAAUCUCUGUAUACAGAUUCAUUGUAUGUACCUUUAUUGCUUCUUGAGGGUUAUUGCUGUAUAGACAGUCCUGCUUCAGAUGUUGCUGCUUUGUUUGCUUAAUUGACUGAUUUGUAAAUAAGCAGAACUGUUUUGGUUUUUAUUUCUAAAUAUAAAACUCCACAUUUGGUUUGUGCUAUAACCCUGAACUUUGAUUUCUAAUGUCACACUUAAAACUGUGUGGAAUGUCUUUUGCCAUUAAAAAUAAACUAUGGAGUCCUCUACCUACCAGAGCCUUUUUGGUUUGACCCCCAAGUUUUAGUUUAGUAAGUUUAAAAAUUGUUCAUGUUGUUUGUAUGGCAUUGAAAACUAGAAGCCACUUUUAGUAAUCAGUGUUUAAGGUGCUUGAUUUGAAGUCCUGUCUGUGAUGGACUCAUUGUUCUAGCAAUUUCCUUCUGUCCCAAUUUAUGUGAGAUUUUGGCCUUUAAACAGAGUGGUCCAUAAGAGAGAGCAUUAUAUCUUGGCUUUUAAAACUAAAGUUGAAAUAGUUAGCCUUGUUACCAGUAGUUUUAUAGAAUAAAAGAUCCAUAAGCUGGUCCAUAGGUUGAUGCGUGUUUUUUGUUAACUUGGAGGUGUUUUGGUGUAGUUUGAUCAGGAGCCUGUUUACAAAAUUCUUAUGCAGAUUACAAGUGCAGCUGUCAGAAAGGAGAGAAUGGAGAUUCCUUGCCUUUUAAUCUUUUGUUUGGCAUUCAGGACACUAAGGUAGGAGGACCAUAUAGGUUCUGGUUGGUGUCCCUGUCAUAGAAACAUUUGCCUUGCAGUGUCUUGCUUACUGCCACAUAAGGUACUAGGGUUUCUUUCCUUCGUUAAAAUGCUCUAAAGAUGUGUUACAUUAUAUUCUAAACAUAAAAAAUGAGAGACUGGUGAGUUAUCAUGGAAAACAAAUUUUAUCCUUUAUAUGGCCCUCUUGGUUUGGUUUGAAAUAUCCCCAAUCUUUUACAAAUCAAUGUACUUACAAAGAGAUCAGACAAAAGAAGUAUUUCCUGUUAAAAAAUACAGUGCCUUUUUGGUAUUGCAAGUCAUUGGAACACUUGAAAUACAGUGGCAUGUAAUUUAGAGUUAAGAGUGGCAGCAGUUUUAUUUGUGUGAUUAGAUUUGGAAAGUCUUUUCAUUGCUACAUCUUAGAGGAUUUGACAGUACAGGAUUUUUGUUAGGGAAGGAAUUGUUCAGACUUUCAGAAGAAGAGGUGGCUGCUUUGUGAGUCUUGAUAAUUCACACACAGAUUUUCUUGACAAAUUUCUAGAUACCGCCUCCUCAGAUGAAAAAGCAAUAUGUUUAUAAAUAUUAUUUAGUGUAAGUUUUUUGUUAUUUCUCAUUCCAAAGACAAUGCAAAAAACUUCAGCAACUCUUGGGAGUCUUAUUUCAACCACAGAUUAUUUUCCCAGUUGGAAAGCUAUUUUCAUUUUAGAAGAAUGAGUUGUCAAGAUGGAAGUCUUUUAUCCUUUUUCACAAUUUAUUUUGGUUGUAUGUUCGUACAUUCUUAUUUAAUAUUUCAUACACUCUAUUGCAACUACUUUGUUAUUCCUACAUUUUAGAUAAAUGCUAAAAAGGAAAACGAUCUUAUUGUUCAUCAAAUUAAAUAAAUUAAUAGUGGUUUGUGUAGAAAUUGGAGAGUACUGUUUCCUCUUUCGUUAAACCACAACAGUGCUUGUUGUGAAAUGUAAUUAAAUGCUUUGCCCUCUGGAACUUGAUUUUUGUAUAUCUAAGACUAUUAACAUAGUGCUAACUGCUAAGCAUACUUGUUUUUCUUGUUCUGGGCAUUGGAGUUUCAGUUUUUAAAAAACUCUUGAAAAUGUGUUCUGUGAAACUAUUCAUACCUCUCCUAUAAAUUUUCUCCUAAAACUUAGGUUUGGGGUAGAAUUGAAUUACAUAACUUUCUCAUUUGUAUGGUAUGAAGGAUUUGUAAAGCUUUGCUCAAAGUUGUGCGCAUUUGUAAACACUUAUCGUGGUAUUCUCAAUUUUAUGUGUAAAUUUUAUUGUCUGUUUUCAGUGACUUUGACAUUAAUGGAAGAGAAUCUUUCCCAUUAGGUUUAAUUUUUUUUUCUCCUGAGUUUAUUGGUGUUGUUUAUUUUCCUUUUGGUUUAAAGGAUUAGAGAAAUCUACAAAAUGUAUUUUAUAAAUAAGCAAAUUUGUAAACUUUUCUGAACAUCAGUGAAAGAUUUAGUUCACAAGCAUUAUUUGGAGGUAUGUUCUGUGUUUACAAUGUAGUUUGGAUGUACAAUUAUUAGUGGCUGUUUUUUUGGUUUUUUUGUUUUUAUGCAACACAGUGUUCAGUGAAAUGUAGUUCCUAAUUUUGUAUUCAAACUUAUCAAAGCAUCGACAAUUAAAAUUCCAUUAGGAAAGGGCAGUCUUAAUCCACUAGAUGAAAAUCUAGGACCAUGUAUGGAAGUAAGCAAACAUGUAUGUUCUUAGGUGCAAAUAGUUACCUUGCAUAAAAAUAAGGAAACCUGAAAGCUUUACUCAAAUUCAAACUCCAUUUUACUGGAUUCUGUGAUUGUGUACAGGUGUGGGUCAAGUUUGUAAAAAUAAAAUCCACUCAUAAUUUUUUGAACACUUGAAAACAAGUAAAGAGCAUGUAAAACUGCUGCUAGUCAAAUCUUUUGGGAAGAAUUUCUGGCAGUGAUCACUUGAAAAAUUAUUUCCCACCCUCACAAAAGUCACCCAUUUAAAAUUAUUUUACUUAAAUUGUUUUAUUGGCAGUUCUAUAGUAGCACAAACUUUAAAAACCAAAUACAGUAAAAUGGCUCCUUGACAAUAUGGCCACAGCAUUGCCAGCAAAUACUGCCUUGGCAUCAUUAGCAGUUUUUUGUUUAUAAAGAUGAAGUCUUGAAUACUGUUCAAUAAACUUGUCACAAAAUAAAGGCUGAUGCUUUUAAUGCUUUAACUGUACAAACGUACUACACUGAACUAUAACAUCUUUUAAAAAAAAAUCCUGAAAAUACUUUAUGCCUUUGGAAAUGUGGACUUGGUGAUCUUGGAAAUAACAAUUGUUGCUUAUCUUUGUCUGCUAAUGCUGAAGUGUGGAAAGAAGAGGAUGCCUGGAACGGCAGGGAGGAAACUUGAUUCUAGGUCAAAUCUGUGGUAUCUGCCUUUUCAGAAUUAUUUUAUUGUGUGUGUUUUGCUAGCAGACUACUUCAUUUUGUGAACUUGGAAAGAACCGGAAAUGGGAAAAGAAAUCUUCAGAGUAGAUUCUCAAUUUCAUACACCUCUAAAGCUUUUUCUUUGUUUUUGUAUUACGGUGCAAGAUACUUGAAUUGGGGAAGGAAGAGGAAUCAAAAAUACUGCUUUCUGACAUCGAUGCUUUGGUUUUUGUCCCUUCUAAUUUGUUCAAUUUUUGGAAAAAAAAUUAGCAUAUGAGGUUUUCAUAAAUUCUGCAGUGUCCUUAAAAAAAAUCUGGAUUAGAGUUGCAGGAACUAGUGAAGUUUUCCUUUUGAAAAAUUUUAUAACUUUUAAUUUUAUCAUACAAGAGUUUACCCUGUAUUUGAAUAUUAGGCUUGUUUUUAUAGGGGUUUAGACCAGACAUGUAAUUCCAGGUAGUAGCUGAACCCUUUUUUCUUUUUCUUUUUUUUUUUUGAGAUUGGUGGGGGGCAUAUCUCACUAUGUUUGCCCAGGUUGGGCUUGAACUUUUCAGUUCAAGCAAUCUUCCUGCCUCAGCCUCCUGAGUUGCUGGGACUACAAAUGCAUGCCAUGCUCAUGUGUCCAUGAGCCUUUUUAAAGUGAUCAAGAUUGAGUAAACAUUUGAACAAUGACUGAGUGAAAUCAACUGCCCGUAAAUACCCAGUAUGGCCUCUGUGAUAAUGUGUUUCCUUUUGUUCAGGAGAGUUCACUUCUUGUGUUCUCCUUUCCGGUGUUUUACAGCAAGAAAUAGGAUGUCAGUUACAUUUAUCCAUCACUGUUCUCCCCAAAGUAGAGUUUUUAAUGGGAAUGGUAGAAUCUAAUCUUUUUUGUUGCUUUUUUAUUAAAAAAAAAAAUUGCUUGGUUUGAGUUUCAUCCUUUUAGUAUAAUAUCUGAUCACAAUGACUUAAUGUAAAAUAUUUCUGGUAGAGUACUAUAGUAGUAGAACAAUUCUCUUGAGGUUGUAGUGACUUUUCUGAGAAAAAACCAUCUGUUCAAUAACAUAAGCAUGUUCUUUACUGUGCUCUGGGUUUAUUCUUGGUGCUUUGAGCUAUUUUGUGUCUGAGAGUCUCAAAAGCACCCUAAAAUAUGGCUCCUUUUUGGGUUCAACAUAACUAGCAAUAAGCAACCAAUGGUGGCACACUAGUCUACAUAUUGCUCUGUUACUGAAGAGUCCAGAAGGAGAAAAAAGCCACCUGAUAUUAACAUUCCGGCCCCAGGUACAGUAUCGGGGCAGUAUAUAGUGGUGGGGAAAAUCUCACUAACCAUACCCCUUGUUUUCUUUUGAGCCCCAGAGACCUCCAUCCAGUGAAUAUGUUGAAGUCUAGGACAGAGACUCAGCACAAAGUUGUAGAGAAGUGGUAAAUGUCACAGAGGAGCAUUGGAAUUGUCACCCCAGCUGUCAGACAUCUAGACUCUGACCCAAGUUUCAAUUCAUUUUUUUCCUAAUCAACUGCUUUCUAUUUUGUUUUGAGAGGAGAACAUAAUAUGUACAGAGUCAAAGGUACAGAAUCAGCUUAAAUCAUCCCAGGAGUGAGUUACACUAUAUUCAAAUGGGCUCACCCUGGUGUUUCAGUCCCUCUCCAUGGCAAAAUGCUGCCAUUUUGCCUGCUUAUGUAGUUAAUCUGGUAACCAGGACUAUGAAUCUUAUCUAGAGACUCAUUUGGAGCUCCCUCAGUGCUGUCUCUCUAGCUCCAGCCUCCUAAUAAAUGAAGUUCUUUGACUUAACAGCUUUUGAUUAGUGACUAAGGGUAGUCACAUGUAUUUGUGCUUCAUAUCAAAUGGUAAACAUAUUGUGCUUUAUAAAUGACCUGUUGGUCUUCAGAAAGAUAUAAGAAGAGUAAAGAAAUUCAGCUGCUUAAAGGUUCUUAAAUGGUACCAGUAGGGCUGAUGCUGAUUUCCUUCUUUUCCACUUUGAAGUGAGUUAUGCCACCUUCCACUACACUCCUCCACACAUUCCACACACAGGUCGCAAUGGGUGUGGGAGAGUGGCACAGCCUUUGUAUGGAUCUGCCUUCUGUCAAGUGGUUUACAAACCCCUCCACUAUAAAUCUGGCUGAAGUGGUAGAAGGAUUAAUGCAACUUCUAUUGACUGAAGCAGAUGCUGCUUUGCUUCUGUGACUGUUGAAUUGGCUGGUUGGAAUUGGAAAUACUUUCUCCUUUACAUUUCUAAUAGAAUUUUGCAUGAAUGUACAGUUUAGCCAUAGAUACAUCAUAUAUUAAAACUUUUUCAGUAGUGUUGUAUAUCUAGCACAUGGUGGAAAAGAAAGCAGAGUAAACCAGGCGCCGGUGGUUCAUGCCUGUAAUCCUAGCUACUCAGGAGGCAGAGAUCAGGAGGAUCGCAGUUCAGA